This is a messenger RNA of Dipodomys spectabilis (banner-tailed kangaroo rat), 2137 nucleotides long. RefSeq names its product aspartyl-tRNA synthetase 1 (gene Dars1). Gene Ontology annotation, molecular function: RNA binding; ATP binding; aspartate-tRNA ligase activity. Gene Ontology annotation, biological process: aspartyl-tRNA aminoacylation. The record is from RefSeq and is a predicted model, not a curated record. The coding region runs from base 111 to 1616 and encodes 501 amino acids. Gene Ontology annotation, cellular component: aminoacyl-tRNA synthetase multienzyme complex; cytoplasm; cytosol. Lineage: Eukaryota; Metazoa; Chordata; Mammalia; Rodentia; Heteromyidae. The transcript is spliced from 16 exons.
ACGCUGUCUGGGCCGGGAGGGUGGAGGUUACGGUCGGGGAGAAGCCCCCUGGUGCGGUCCUCCGGAAGCCUGCGAAGGAGGGUAGUGUCCACUCCCCCGAGUCUGUCACGAUGCCCAGCGCCAGCGCCGGCCGCAAGAAUCAGGAGAAGCCGCGGGAGAUCAUGGACGCGGCGGAAGAUUAUGCUAAAGAGAGAUAUGGAAUAUCUUCAAUGAUACAAUCACAAGAAAAGCCAGAUCGAGUUUUAGUCCGGGUGAGAGAUUUGACAAUACAAAAAGCUGAUGAAAUUGUCUGGGUACGUGCAAGAGUACAUACAAGCAGAGCGAAAGGGAAGCAGUGCUUCUUAGUCCUACGUCAGCAACAAUUUAAUGUCCAGGCUCUUGUGGCGGUGGGAGACCAUGCAAGCAAGCAGAUGGUUAAAUUUGCUGCCAACAUCAACAAAGAAAGCAUCGUAGAUGUAGAAGGUGUUGUGAGAAAAGUGAAUCAGAAAAUUGGAAGCUGUACACAGCAAGAUGUUGAGUUACAUGUUCAGAAGAUUUAUGUCAUCAGUUUGGCUGAACCUCGCUUGCCCCUGCAGCUGGAUGAUGCCAUUCGGCCUGAGGUGGAAGGAGAAGAAGAAGGAAGAGCUACUGUUAAUCAGGAUACAAGAUUAGACAACAGAGUCAUUGAUCUUAGGACAUCAACCAGUCAGGCAGUCUUCCGUCUCCAAUCUGGCAUCUGCCAUCUCUUCCGAGAAACAUUAAUUAACAAGGGUUUUGUGGAAAUCCAAACUCCUAAAAUUAUUUCGGCUGCCAGUGAAGGAGGAGCCAAUGUAUUUACUGUGUCAUAUUUUAAAAAUAAUGCAUACUUAGCUCAGUCUCCACAACUAUAUAAGCAAAUGUGCAUUUGUGCUGAUUUUGAGAAGGUUUUCUGCAUUGGACCAGUUUUCCGAGCUGAAGACUCUAAUACCCACAGACAUUUAACCGAAUUUGUUGGUUUGGACAUUGAAAUGGCUUUUAAUUAUCAUUACCAUGAAGUUCUGGAAGAAAUCGCUGACACCUUGGUACAAAUAUUCAAAGGACUUCAAGAAAGGUUUCAGACUGAAAUUCAAACGGUGAAUAAACAGUUCCCAUGUGAACCAUUCAAAUUUUUGGAGCCAACUUUAAGACUGGAAUAUUGUGAAGCAUUGGCUAUGCUUAGAGAAGCUGGAGUUGAAAUGGGAGAUGAAGAAGACUUAAGUACCCCAAAUGAAAAACUGUUGGGUCGUUUGGUAAAGGAAAAGUAUGAUACGGAUUUUUAUGUUCUUGAUAAAUAUCCAUUGGCUGUAAGACCUUUCUAUACCAUGCCUGACCCAAAUAAUCCUAAACAUUCAAACUCUUAUGAUAUGUUCAUGAGAGGAGAAGAAAUAUUGUCAGGAGCUCAGAGAAUACAUGAUUCCCAGCUACUGACAGAGAGAGCCUUGCAUCAUGGAAUUGAUUUGGAGAAAAUCAAGGCUUACAUUGAUUCCUUCCGCUUUGGAGCACCUCCUCAUGCUGGUGGAGGAAUUGGGCUGGAAAGAGUGACUAUGCUGUUCCUAGGGCUGCAUAAUGUGCGCCAGACAUCAAUGUUCCCUCGCGACCCCAAACGACUGACUCCUUAGAGAAGGCCUGCUUCGCUCAGGUGUACCUUGGGUACCCAAUAGAAUAAAUGUCUUACUAACAUGUCACCAUUACUUUUGGGUUAAUUUGAUAUGUUUAUUUAAAAGAGACUUUUAUAACUUUGGACAUGCUGCAAUAGGAAAUACUUGGACAUUUUAAUGAGAAAUUCAUACAGUAAUGUUAGAAAUUCAUAUCUCAUUACUUCAGUUAAUGUUAACAAGUUUUAAACAGUUAAGAUUCUGAAGUUUUUAUUUUCUACAUUAUGGUGGCCACAAUAUUGUCUUAAAUUUUCAAUACUUGAAGUUUUUAUUAAACUUUUAACGUUGACAUAAAAUGAUUGGAGAAAUGACUAAGCUUUUAACAAAUAUGUAGCUGAUAUGUAAUGGACAAGUUAGAAAGGAUCAAUUCUUAAAAGUUAUACCUAGAAAUCAUGUAAAGCAGAUGAAAAUCCUGCUAAAAAUAUGCAAAACAGUACUGUAUUGUUAAAUUCUAAACUUGAAUUUCAAUAAAAUUUUAAAGCUAA